Paraglomus brasilianum is the source of this 1282-nucleotide messenger RNA. Lineage: Eukaryota; Fungi; Glomeromycota; Glomeromycetes; Paraglomerales; Paraglomeraceae. The record is from the annotation of a GenBank genome assembly.
AUGUCCACACAAGAUACUGUGGAUAGUUCUCCGCGUGCAGACUCUAGCCCUUUGCGUCCAGAUUCUAGAGCCGAGUCGACAAGUUUUGACAUACCGGACGGAUAUAGUGAAAUCAAGCGUAUCGAAUCAUCGCCAUUUGAUUACGAGGAACUUGCAAAGGAUAAGAAACAAUUAUGGUUGAUUCGCAUUCCUAGUGGGACCAUCUCAUCCUCAUCUCUGGAUCAACUGUCCAUAAGCCUCCCAGAAAUAUCAAAGACGGGAAACCGCCUGGCUACGAUAGUAGACGAGUCAAACCAAGAAUACUCACUCCUUGAUCUGGCAAAAGUUGAUGAUGAUGCCAACGUCGAUGGUAAUAACGAACAACCAUCCGAUCCGGCUAUAUUCGGUUCUGAAGAGAUGAGCUCGUUUAAGCUAUUAGUACCGAAAAAGGACAACAACGGGAAGUUGGUUGCAGCACCGAAACCAUUUUCAAGGUUUCUUUCGCUAUCACUUGCCCCUCUUUCCCUAGAUUACACAAAACAAGCCGAGAUUGCUCGUGAUGCUCACCAAAAGACAAUUCUUCAACCGGAAAAGCUUUCGUAUCAGUUCAAACCAUAUGGACAUAACACGGGCGAGUCGGAACAAGAAAAGUGGGUUGAUACUCCGUACAAACAAGCCGUCAUAGCCAGAGUUAAAGAAAUGAGUCGUGCGAACGAUGAAAAAUGGAAACAAAGAGAUCAAAAAUUGUUGGAAUUAAAAGACAAGGAUGAAGAACGGAUAAAGAGGAGAGAACAACGGGCAAAAUGGGCUACUGCCAAGAAUGCGAGCGGUCGCUAUGCUUUCCAUGCGACAGCUGGUAACGAAAUCGCUGGACCAUACUUGACUCAAGUAAGAAAGGACACGGCUGGAAAGCUGCAAUCGCGGAAAGCUCAGUGGAACGAAAUGGACGAUGUGGGAAACGAAUUCGGUAUCUCUGAUGCGAAUGAAGACUUUGAGAAGUUUCUUGCGCCUGGAGAGAAAUUCGAAGAUUAUGAUACCAAUGUAAAUUCUAUCGGCAUGAUUCAAAAGGAAAAAGUGGAUGAUCUUGGCGCUGGUCUCGUUGAUAAUAUAAAGGAAAAGGAGGAAGGCGAUCAGCCUGAGAAAGUAAAGGGUAGAAAACGGAAGAAAGUUGAUAAUAAUGGUCAGUAUCAUCCUAUUAAUUCGUUUGAAGAUGGUUCAUUUGAGAAUCCAAAGAAGAAAAUAAAGACGGUCGACAAGUCCAAAAAAGCAAAGGAUGAUAAGGGCAUCAAACUUGAAGGCAAUG